AUGGUCGAGGAAACGAGUUACUAUGAACUUCUCGGUGUUGAUGAAAAUGCAACGGCACUUGAGAUAAAGAAAGCUUAUCGCAAGCAAGCAAUUAUUCAUCAUCCUGACAAGAACCUGGAUGAUCCCGACGCCCCUAUACGAUUUCAGGAGAUUGGAGAAGCAUACCAGGUAUUGAGCGACCCAGCUCUCCGUAAAAAAUAUGAUACCUUAGGAAAGGAACAUGCUAAACCCGAGGCUGGCUUCGACGAUGCACUUGAACUUUUCAACAAGAUAUUUGGUGGCGACGCUUUUCAGGACUGGGUUGGCGAAAUAUCCCUAUUCAAAGAUAUAAUAGCAAUAAUGGAAAUCAAAAACCGCGAAAGUGACCCCGAAGAACCAGAGUCUCCAUCGCAAAGUUCUACGUCUAGACCUCCACAGUUUAUGGUCACUGACCAAUCUCAAGAAUUUCCCGAGGAAGCGCGUGCCGCUAGAAGGGCUAGGCGGAGGAGUGGGGGUUCAAAGGCAGUACCACCGAUGAGUAGAGAAGCCAGGGCGGAAGCGCGAAAGAAGGCAGAACUCGCGAAAUAUGAGCAAGAGAGGCAAAGAGCGCGCAAAGAGAGAGUUGAAACUUUAUCAAAUAACCUGAUACGAAAACUUAGUACCCUAACAGACACUAAAAUGAAAGCCUCUGAUAUCCGACGUUUCCAGAGAAGUAUUCAGGGAGAGGCUGAAUCUCUUAAACUCGAAUCAUUUGGCCUCCACAUUUUGCAUACCCUUGGUGAUAUUUAUCUAUCCAGAAGCCACGCCUUCCUCGAUAAUUCAAUCCCUGUAGUAGGCUCAAUUGGCUUCUGUGCAAUGUUCAAUUACGUGAUAGAAAAGACCACCGACAUUACCGAAACGUGGGGGACACUCUCUUGCGCUAUGGGUGCACAGACUGCAGUCAAGCAAAUGCAUAAAGCGGAGGAAAUGGGCGGAGACGAGUGGACGGUAGAAAGAAAGGCGGAGAUUGAGCAACUGACUACCGGCAAGAUUUUGUUGGCGUGUUGGAGGAGCACCAAGUUGGAGCUACGAAAAAUUAUUCGUGAUGUUUGUGAUCGCGUUCUCAACGGAGAUGAGGAGUAUGACCUGCAGAAACGGAGGGCCGAGGCUUUGAUAGUCGUCGGGGAAGUUUUUAAUUCUACAUAUCGAGACUCUACAGACGACCCCAGCGAUAAUAUUUACGAGACAUUGCUUUAUGGGGCGUCUGAGAGAUAA
Morchella importuna is the source of this 1233-nucleotide messenger RNA. RefSeq lists its product as uncharacterized. Gene Ontology annotation, cellular component: cytosol. Gene Ontology annotation, biological process: protein import into peroxisome matrix. The coding region runs from base 1 to 1233 and encodes 410 amino acids. The record is from RefSeq and is a predicted model, not a curated record. The transcript has 9 exons. NCBI's taxonomy places the organism in Eukaryota, Fungi, Ascomycota, Pezizomycetes, Pezizales, Morchellaceae.